UUUUCCUUUGAUGAAUCCUGCUUUUGGGUUAAAUCUUCCUUCUCUGAGUAAUCAUAGCCUAAAAAAAUGUUUUUCAAGUUCGGAAUGCGGAACCUCUUGGCUCACCGCUUCUCUCCCAGAAUCACCGCCGCCAAUGCCUCACACCGUUACCUUUACCGGAAUCCUCUCUGCACCACCGUGGAGUCACCUGACCUCCCACCGUGGCUCAAGUUCUCCGACACCCCGACCCCUUCCCACGCUGAGUUAGACGACGACUUCGUUAUCCCUUCACUAGCCAAUUGGGUCGACUCCCACAUCCUCACCUCCAAGCCCAAACUUCCCGCACAAACCUCCAAGCAAAACAGCCUCGACCAAGUGGACGCAGUAUCCACACUUCUCAAAAAACCCUAUUCUUCCCCCGAGCUAGUAGGUGAAGCACUUAAUGGACGCGGUUUUCAGCCAUCAAGCGAUUUGGUUUCGCAGGUUCUCAAGAGAUUCAGUAACUGUUGGGUCUCUGCUUUGGGGUUUUUCAAAUGGGCAAAAGCUCAAACAGGUUAUCGGCAUUCUCCCGAAGUGUACAACUUGAUGGUUGACAUACUGGGAAAGUGCAGAACCUUUGAUUUAAUGUGGGACUUGGUGAAGGAAAUGUCACAACUCGAAGGGUACGUCACAUUGGAUACAAUGAGUAAGGUAAUGAGAAGGCUUGCCAAGGCUCGCAAGCAUGAAGAUGCAAUAGAAGCAUUUCGUAGAAUGGGGUUGUUUGGUGUUAAGCAGGAUACUGCAGCGUUGAAUGUUCUCAUGGAUGCGUUGGUGAAAGGAGACAGUGUUGAACAUGCCCACAAGGUUGUUUUGGAGUUUAAGAGUAGGAUUCCUUUGAGUUCUCAUUCUUUCAAUAUUUUGAUCCAUGGGUGGUGCAAAGCAAGGAACUUUGACAAUGCCAGGAAAGCAAUGGAGGACAUGAAGGGGCAGGGGUUUGAGCCUGAUGUAUUCUCGUACACUAAUUUUAUUGAAGCUUAUUGCCACGAGAAAGAUUUCCGCAAGGUGGAUCAAGUUUUGGAGGAGAUGAGAGCAAACGGGUGCACCCCUAAUGCUGUGACUUACACUACUGUGAUGAUUAAUCUGGGGAAAGCAGGGCAAGUGAGUGAAGCUUUGGAGGUUUACGAGAAAAUGAAGAGUGAUGGAUGUUUGGCUGACACUCCAUUUUACAGCUGUUUGAUAUUCAUCCUCGGCAGAGCUGGAAGGCUAAAGGAUGCUCGCGAUGUGUUUGAAGAUAUGCCUAAGCAAGGGGUUGUGAGAGAUGUGGUGACAUACAAUACUAUGAUUUCUACUGCUUGUGCACACUCGCGGGAAGAGACUGCUCUCAGGUUGCUUAAGGAAAUGGAAGACGGAUCGUGCAAGCCGAAUGUUGAGACUUACCAUCGGUUGCUCAAGAUGUGCUGCAGAAAGAAGAGAAUGAAGGUGCUCAAGUUUUUGUUGGAUCACAUGUUGAAGAACGAUAUAAGCCUUGAUUUGGCUACUUACUCGCUCUUGGUGAGUGGUCUGUGUAAAAGUGGAAGAGUUGAGGAUGCUUACUCGUUUUUAGAGGAAAUGGUCUCGCAGGGAAUGACUCCAAAGCCCAACACUCUCAAGCUAUUGAUUGGAGAGCUUGAGUCCAAGAGCAUGUCAGAGGAGAAAGAGCGUGUUGAGAAAUUGAUGGAUCGUUUUUCUCAGAAAGGAAAUGUUUAGUGGUUUUGGCAUAAGAUGAAGUAAUUUCCAACUCAGCGAUAUCUGCUGCUCAUUUGAUCCCAUGCCAUGAUAGAAAAUGGAAACGACCUUUGCUAAUGAAUCCUAGUGUUAUUUUCACAAUAUUAUAUCUUGUGACGAUUUUGUUUUUGUUUUUCUCUUCUUAAAUGCUAGCAUAUUUUAGCAAAACUCCACAUUUUGUACAAUUAAGAAGAGGCGGAUUGACACAAUUUUAGAUAAAGUUUAUGUACUCUAUGAAUGUGAUUUA
This is a messenger RNA of Vigna radiata var. radiata (mung bean), 1969 nucleotides long. RefSeq names its product pentatricopeptide repeat-containing protein At3g22670, mitochondrial. Gene Ontology annotation, molecular function: protein binding. The transcript has a single exon. The record is from RefSeq and is a predicted model, not a curated record. NCBI's taxonomy places the organism in Eukaryota, Viridiplantae, Streptophyta, Magnoliopsida, Fabales, Fabaceae. Bases 67 to 1704 code for a protein of 545 amino acids.